AUGGCAAUAGCAAACUCAACGCAGGAAAUGUUUAGCGGAUCUGAAACUCCGUUACCGGAUUCUAUAAUCAUCGUUGGGGGCGGGGUGUUCGGAUUGUCCACCGCCCUCGCCCUCUCCGCUAGGCACUCCGGGAAAAUCACACUCAUUGACUCUUCGCCGACGAUCCCCAAUCCGCAGGGCUCCUCCGUCGAUACCUCCCGCAUCGUGCGUGCAGACUAUGCCAAUGCGGCGUAUGCCGCGCUGGCAGAAUCGGCUCUUGAGAAAUGGCGUACGACAGCUUGGGGUCAUGAAGGCCGUUAUACGCAGACAGGCCUCGUUCUAGUAUCAUCUGGAGACAAGUCUGGCAAAGGAUAUGUGCAGGAGAGCUACGAGAAUGUCAAAGCUACAAACCCUAAAAUGAUCGAGAAACUUCCCACGAGAGAGGAUGUUGAACGGGCGGCGCCAGGCUACGGAACUGGCCUGCACGUCUCGGGAGGUUAUGUGAACUGGGGAUCUGGAUGGGCCGAUGCAGAAGCGUCGGUGAGGUUUGCGAAAAAGAAUAUCGACGAGAUGGGGAAGGUGGAUUUUCGUACCGGGGAGGUCAAUCGAUUAUUAGUAUCAACACCUCCACAUCCAGAUGAGGGCCAAAGAGGAGCCAAGGGAGCAACAACUGCCGCAUCAUCUGCACGAGCUAAGGUAACCGGCGUUGAACUGUCUGACGGCACCACCAUCACAGCCGAUCUAGUCAUAUUAGCCACAGGUGCAUGGACAGGCCGUCUACUUGACCUCCGCGGUAAAGCCGAAGCGACAGGCCAGGCCCUUGCCUACAUCCGCAUUUCCGAUGAAGAGCAAGCCAAGCUCGCAAACAUGCCUACGGUCCUAAACCUUUCGACGGGCAUGUUCAUCAUCCCGCCGCGUAACAACAUGCUCAAGAUCGCGAGACAUGCAUACGGCUACCGGAACCCGCAGCGCGUGCCGGCCCCCGUGUACGGCCCAGGCCAUGGCCAAACACCAACGAUGAUAGAGGUUAGUCUUCCUGUCGCUGACGUCCCGCUCCCGCAGGAAGGAGAAAGCGCAUGCAGGGCCGCGUUGAAAGAGAUGCUGCCGUCGUUUGCCGAUCGGCCAUUUGAAAAGACGCGCGUGUGCUGGUAUACAGAUACACCCAAAGGCAAUUUCAUAAUCACUCACCACCCCCACUACGCCGGCCUCUUCCUCGCAACCGGCGGCAGCGGCCACGCCUUCAAAUUCCUACCUGUUCUCGGGGAGAAGAUCGUCGACGCCAUCCAAGGUCGUUUGGAUCCUGAAUUGCAAGAACUGUGGGGGUGGCCUGGGGUGGCUGGUGAUGAGGAUGCUGCUGCUGCUACUACUGUUGUGUGGACAGAAGACGGGAGCCGGUCUGGCGAGAAGGGUUUGAUUUUGAUGGAUGAGCUGGCGAAGGGGCAAGGGGGGAAGAGAGGAAGUAGAUUGUAG
Histoplasma mississippiense is the source of this 1449-nucleotide messenger RNA. RefSeq lists its product as hypothetical. The transcript is spliced from 3 exons. The coding region runs from base 1 to 1449 and encodes 482 amino acids. NCBI's taxonomy places the organism in Eukaryota, Fungi, Ascomycota, Eurotiomycetes, Onygenales, Ajellomycetaceae. The record is from RefSeq and is a predicted model, not a curated record. Gene Ontology annotation, molecular function: proline dehydrogenase activity; L-pipecolate oxidase activity; sarcosine oxidase activity.